Messenger RNA from Ordospora colligata OC4, 1218 nucleotides. RefSeq names its product Sof1 domain-containing U3 snoRNP protein. Gene Ontology annotation, biological process: maturation of SSU-rRNA from tricistronic rRNA transcript (SSU-rRNA, 5.8S rRNA, LSU-rRNA). Gene Ontology annotation, cellular component: small-subunit processome; nucleolus. The transcript has a single exon. The record is from RefSeq and is a predicted model, not a curated record. Gene Ontology annotation, molecular function: protein binding. Lineage: Eukaryota; Fungi; Microsporidia; Ordosporidae. The coding region runs from base 1 to 1218 and encodes 405 amino acids.
AUGAAAGUGAACACGAUAUAUCACAAGCCAAAUGAGAUAUCGAAAGAAAGGAAAAGGGACGUGCAGUACGUUAAGUUCUCGAAGAAUGAGGAGCAUCAUCCUUUGAUGAGAGAAAGAGAGUUUAUACGGGCAUUAAAUGCAACAAAGAUAGACAGAAUGAUGAGCAAACCGUUUAUUUGUGCGUUAUCUUACCACAAGGAAGGCAUUCAUGUUCUGUGUAGACAUCCUAGCCAGCCUGUGUUUGCAUCUGGCAGUUUUGAUAACCAAUUGUUUGUGUGGAACAUGAAUGAUAGAACAGCAAACAGAGAAUACAAUUGUGAAUAUUCAAUCAAGGGACUUGGAAUGGAUCAGAAUGGAUAUUUAUAUGCAGGCCAGGGUGCUUUUGUAAAAUGUCUUGAUAAUAACAUAAAUUAUGCAUGUAAGUCUGAAAUAGUAUGCCUGGAGAUUGGUAAAGAUGUGCAUGCAGGGACAUUUAUGGGCGUUGAAGUGUUUGAUAUCGAAAAAGGAAAUCGGAAGCAGUGUGUAAAGACAGAGCAUUCGUACUGUAUCCAGUCGAGCUUGGUGAUGCCUAAUGUUGUUUGUGUUGGACAGCAAAAGGGAUUUACACUAUUGGACAGCAGGAUUGGAGAAAAAAUAGAUACGAUAAGGAAUGGAAAGACAAACGAUGUAGCAUUCAAUCCAAAGCACGGACAUAUUCUUGUGUCGGCAAAUGAAGACGGGUGUGUGUACAAUCAUGAUAUAAGGUAUCUGCAGGAUCCAUGUGGAGUUUACCGAGGACAUGCGAAUGCAGUGGUUGCAGUUGAAUUUGAUCCACUUGGGGUAGAAAUAGCAUCUGGAAGCUCCGAUAAGACAAUACGAAUAUUUGAGAUAAAUGAAAGAAAGAGCAGAGAUGUUUAUCAUGCAAAACGGAUGCAGAAUGUGUUUGGUCUGAAGUACUCGCAUGAUUCGCAGUUUAUUGUUUCUGGAAGUGACGAUGGAUCGAUAAGACUGUGGCGAAGCCAUGCAUCAAUUCGCCCUGGCCCGUUGAGUAGAAAAGAGAAAGACAAUCUUGAGUACUCUAAGGCACUAAUCAACAAGUAUAAAGAUGUAGAGGAGAUCAACAGGAUAUCCAGGCAUAGAUUCCUUCCUCAUAUAUUGAAGACUUCAUUAAAGAACAUUCAUGAAUCUUACGAAGCAGCACAAAGACGAAAGGCAAAGCGAGAGAGUCAAAACCAAUAA